Molecule: messenger RNA, 597 nt
Organism: Mollisia scopiformis
Lineage: Eukaryota; Fungi; Ascomycota; Leotiomycetes; Helotiales; Mollisiaceae
Exons: 1
Source: RefSeq, a predicted model, not a curated record
AUGGGGAAGACGAUAUUCACCACAAUCACGCCGCUGCCGGCGGGCAUCACGCGCGAAACGGUCUUAGACACCCUGCACGACCACCUCGAGAUGAUCGACCUGAAUCCCGCGCAUACCGAGCGUCACCGCGUUGGGCCCCCGCCCGAGGCCUCCGCUGAGGAAUACCACUGCACCUGGUACCAGAUCACCGACAAGAUCUCGUAUUUCCCCGGAUACAAAGGGAAGAUUAGCUUUAAGGCCUGUUUCCACGAUCUGUCGACGGGAGUGCAGAUCCACGUCUACGCCCCGAUGGGGCUGGAUAUCAAGGAGAAGUGGUCGCUGGGUGGAAACAUGCCAGGAGAGCCGGUACAGCCUGCAGAGAUCGGGAUCGGGGCGCCGAUUGCGGGACUGUAUUUGCGCGAGGAUGUGGAGUUGAAGUGCAAUUUCAUGAUGACGAGUUUCGUGAAGAAGCAGUUGAAGGAUGCAUUGGGGGUGUUGGUCGCGCGACUGAUUGUCAAGAGCCAGUUGAUCGAAGCCAAGGAGACGAACAGGAAGAUCGCAGAGGGAUGGACGCCGACGAGUCCUGUGCCGCCUGGAAGUCCGCCGUUGAGUCCGCCA